Molecule: messenger RNA, 3317 nt
Organism: Notolabrus celidotus (New Zealand spotty)
Lineage: Eukaryota; Metazoa; Chordata; Actinopteri; Labriformes; Labridae
Product: cleavage and polyadenylation specificity factor subunit 6
Exons: 14
Coding region: 172-1464 (430 amino acids)
Source: RefSeq, a predicted model, not a curated record
UUGGCCGCUCCUCCACAAUCAUCUCCACCACUGUGUGUGUUUGUGUGUGACUGUCUGUGUGUGUUUGGUCCAUAAGUGUAUGUUUGCUUCUUGUGUGCGUGUGUGUGUGGAUGCAGCAGUGACACACUGAUCAAGGAGUGUGUGAUGAGCUCUGAACAGACGGAGUAAAAAAUGCACGAGACGAUGCUGUGGAGCUGUGUGAUCCUGCUCUCUGCGGCCCUCUCUGUAGAGUCGUAUCUUGUCCGUGACCAACAUGAGCGUCUGUCUCACGGCCGUCAGUUGAAGAUCUACCUCCCAAAGACCGCAGAGAAGCUAGAGUUCUCCCCUGCUGAUGAGCCCAAUAAGCUCUUCAUGUACUGGGAGAGGGGCCACACCAGGCUGACCAGGGGACGAGUGUCCGGGACAGGAAGUGACCGCCGCUGGUACAUCGACAAGGUGACGUAUGAGGACGAGGGGACGUACACACAGAGAGAUUAUUGGGGCAAAGAGAUCUCUGCUGUCAAAGUGGCUGUCACACCACGUCAUAACUACCUAAAGUGUGUAGCAGGAGAGACUCUGGGUAUCUCUCUGGAGGGACUCGAUCUGGCUGACAGCUUCCUGUCCUUCAGCGGAGUCGCUGCCAACGUCACUCUGGUGAGGGAGGGGGCCCGGGUGUCUCAGGACAUACCUGAGUACUGGGACAGGGUUCAGACUCACUCCAUGAAGAUCGAGAUCAGGAAUGUGAAUGUGAGCGAUGAAGGACGGUACGAGCUGAAGGACCGCAGGGACCGACUGGUGUCUGUCACCAGGAUGGACCUGACAGAUCGUCAUGAGUACUCCGAGGGGAACCCACUCAUGGCUCUGCUCCUACUGCUCGGCAUCCCAGCAGGAAUCUGCUGCUGCUGCCGCAAGAAGAUCUUCAAGAAGAAAACCACCAACGCAUCCACGCUGCAGACCUCACCUGAAGCAAUCCAUCUUCCUCCUGCUGGUCCUGCUGGUCCUGCUCCUCCGUACGACUCACCUGGACCUGCAGGGGGGGUCUACUACCACGGCCCUGUCCCAAGCAUGGGUCCUUCAAUGCACCCACCCCCUCAGCCCUCAGGUCCAGGUCAAUGGAUUGGACCCCCUCCCUCCCCGGGUUUUAACCCUGCCUACCCCCCUCAGAAUGCGGUCUACCCCCCUGCUGGUCCACAGUGGAACGGUCCACCUCCAGCCCAGUAUCCCCCUGGCCAUUGUGCUCCGAUGGGGUAUGCUCCUGUCAUGUACAGCUCUCCAGCAGGGGUCAGCAGUGAGCCCGUUAAAGGGGAGCUGAAGAUGGAGGCCAUGAACUCCUCACCUGCAGACCCCCUGCUGACCAACACAGCACAGGCUGACCCCGCCCCUGGUGCUCCCGUGCCUCCCCCCUCCUCCACAGAGGCCCCUCCCUCUGGUGGUGGCUUCCAGUUCCAGAUCGAUGGCGGGAAAAGCUCCACAAAUUUCCUGUAGAGCUGCAGGCUGUGAUGUCACAGUGCCCUCCUGUGGACAUCCUGAGUCCUCUGAGUGUUAAUGUCAGGAUGCAGGGUGGUAUGGUGUGGUUUUUUGGGGGAGGGGUUUGGGAGGGGGGUUGGAUGGUAGUUCCUUGUCUCUGUAAUUAAACCUGCGGGGGAAGAGACACUAAAGGAAGAGGUUUAUUAGCAUUUUAAUGUCGUUAGCAUUGUUAGCAUGUGGAGAAGAAGCGUGAUUCAGUGGUUCGGGUUUAGUUAAACUAAAUUAUAAAUCUGUUUAAUAGGAGUGCUUCAAAGAUCAACAAGGCGUCACAGUUUAACUUUAUCACAUGACUUCAUCACCAUCAGAGAGAGAGUCAGCCGUGACACCACUGAUUUAGAAACUCUCAACAGACUGAAGAAAUCAUUCGCUGCUUUAAUAUCCAGCUUAGUCAGUCUAUUUCUCAGCCCCAUCACUAUCAGACUCAUGAAGCCAUUAAGGUGUCCCACAAUGCAUAGAAACAAACAGUAAACACCUCAUCAUGUAUCACACUAACCUCUAAAUAACAGCGUUAAAACAUUACAAAUAACACUGUAACAUUGUUACAUUGUACCACUGUGUCAUUGUUAAACUGUUAAAUUGUUACACUGUUACAUUGUACCACUGUUACAUUGUUAAACUUUUAUAUUGCUACAUUGUUUCACUGUUACAUUGUUACACUGUAAAACUGUUACACCAUUACAUUGUUACAUUGUUGCACUGUUAAACUGAUACCUUGUUGCACUGUUAAACUGUUACAUUGUUACACUGUUACAUUGUUACACUGUUACACUGUUAAACUGUUACAUUGUUACACCUUUACAUUGUUGCACUGUUACACUGUUACACGUUACGCCGUUACAUUGUUACACUGUUACAUUGUUAAACUGUAACAGUGUUACACUAUUACAUUGUUACAUUGUUUCACUGUUACACUGUUACAUUGUUACAUGUUUCACUGUUACACUGUUACAUUGUUACAUUGUUAAACUGUUACUCUGUUAUAUUUUUACACUGUCAGUAACAGCCCAUUUGUUACUGUGAAAAACACCCAUUCACAUUCUGGUAUUGGAUCCUGUUGAUCUUGCUCCUGUCUUAGCAGGACUUUGAUGGUUCUGGUCUUCACAGGAUUGUGAUGGUUCUGGUCUUCACAGGAUUGUGAUGGUUCUGUUCUCAGCAGGACUCUGACAGUUUUGGUCUCAGCAGGACUCUUAUAGUUUUGGUCUCAGCAGGACUCUGAUGGUUCUGAUCUCAGCAGGACUCUGAUGGUUCUGGACUCAUCAGGACUCUUAUGGUUCUGGACUCAGCAGGACUCUGAUUGUUUUGGUCUCAGCAGGACUCUGAUGGUUCUAAUCUCAGCAGGACUCUGGCGGUUCUAAUCUCAGCAGGACUCUGAUGGUUCUAAUCUCAGCAGGACUCUGAUGGUUCUAAUCUCAGCAGGACUCUGAUUGCUGCCUUUAACAGAAUUGUCAAACAGCAGCUACCUCAUAUUUGGAUUAUAACCCUCCUCAUUGGUCCCAUGUGGUACCUAUCAGCCAAUCAGAGAGAAGCAGGAAGUGUCAGCCUCCUGUGUGAUCAGCUGAUCUCAGUGCCUAUCCGUACACUCGGACAGAUUUUCAAUAGUUCUGUGUUUUACCUGUGCGAUGUUCUAAGGUGAUCCUGUUUGAGUAAAUUUGAUCUUCACUCCGUGCAGGUGGAGGUGGUGUGGUGGGCGGAGCUAAAGCCUCCACCUGUUGACUUUAUGAACUCCGGUUUCUCAUUGAUCUCUCUUUAUUCUGUCAGUUUAACGUUGUGUCAACCAACAACAUAUCAAUAAAGUUUGUAUGUGACACUGA